Messenger RNA from Gambusia affinis (western mosquitofish), 6083 nucleotides. It is a transcript of the gene tnfaip3, whose product is annotated as tumor necrosis factor, alpha-induced protein 3. The record is from RefSeq and is a predicted model, not a curated record. Gene Ontology annotation, molecular function: DNA binding; K63-linked polyubiquitin modification-dependent protein binding; zinc ion binding. Gene Ontology annotation, biological process: protein K29-linked deubiquitination; cell migration; positive regulation of Wnt signaling pathway. The transcript has 9 exons. Gene Ontology annotation, cellular component: cytoplasm; nucleus. Bases 444 to 2918 code for a protein of 824 amino acids. Lineage: Eukaryota; Metazoa; Chordata; Actinopteri; Cyprinodontiformes; Poeciliidae.
GGCCCCCUAGCGACGAUGGGGUGGAACUACAUGGCAAGGUUGAGAAAAGCGAGCAAAAUGGGUGGACGGAAAGUCCCCGUGUGGAAAUCCCCUUGACUUGGAGUUUUUCCUUUUUUUAAAAACUAGCGCUAGCGAACGAGAACAGUCUUUCGAAAGGCUUCUUCGAGCUGCGAGGGCUCUGUAUUAGAUUUUAUAGUGGAGGGAAAAGAGAGGGUUGAAUGGCGCCGAGAGCCGCAGCGGUGAGGCUGAGUGAAGUGGCUGAGAGAGGACUAGCCUGAGCAUCCGGGAGGCUUUGUUAUCACCCCCCCGACAUAUUACACAGAUUUCACAUUGUCCCAUCAUCGCCAGUUGGGUGCCUCCUCUUCCUCCUCCUCCUCCUCCUCCUCCUCUCCUCCUUGUUCCUCUUCCUCCCCUCCGUCCACUCUCCCGGCCACCCGUCCGCCAUGUCGCAGGGCCAGAACUUUCUCCCCAAAUUCCUGUUUGUGUCCAACCUGCUGAAAGCAGUGAAGAUCCGUCAGCGCGUGCCCAACGACGUGGUGAAGCCGGCGGCCAGCGCCGGCCUCAUGCACCACCUGCGGGGGAUGCACCGCUACACCCUGGAGAUGAUCGCCAUGAACCACUUCCCCCAGGCCUUCAGAGAGGUGGUGCAAGCCGCCAUCCUGGACCGGGCCAUGCAGGCCUCUUUGGAGCAGGAGAAGAAGCUCAACUGGUGUCGGGAACUGAAGAAGAUGGUGCCGCUGCGCACCAACGGAGAUGGAAACUGCUUGCUGCACGCAGCUUCCCAGUACAUGCUCGGCGUCCAGGACACGGACCUGGUGCUCCGGAAAGCUCUCCACGGUGUUCUGAAAGAGACGGACACGGCUGUGUUUAAAGCUCGCUUCCAGGCGGAGCUGCUGCAGUCGCAAGAGUUCACGCAGACCGGGCUCAGAUACACCACCAUGAACUGGGAGGACGAGUGGGACAAGAUUGUAAAGAUGGCAUCUCCGGUCUCGAGUAGCAAUGGGCUCCAGUUCGACUCCCUGGAGGACAUUCACAUCUUCAUCCUCUCCAACAUCCUCCGCCGACCCAUAGUCGUCAUCGCAGACCAGGUGGUGAGGAGUAUGAAAUCUGGCUCCUCCAUCUCCCCUCUGAACGUGGGCGGGAUUUAUCUGCCUCUACACUGGCCGCCCACGGAGUGCUACAAAUACCCGAUAGUGCUUGGCUAUGACUCCCAGCACUUCGCACCCCUCAUCACCGUCAAAGACAGCGGCCCAGAGAUCCGAGCCGUUCCGCUCAUCAACCCAAAGAGGGUGGGCUUUGAGGAGCUGAAGGUUCACUUCUUGAUGGAGAAGGAGCAACCGCAGAAAGAGAGGCUGCUCAACGACUACCUGCACCUCAUAGAGAUCCCCGUCAUCGGCCUGGGCCAUGAAACCGCGUGCAUCAUGAAAGCUGCGAAGCUGGACGAGGGCAACCUUCCCGAGGACAUGAACUUGAUGGAGGACUACCUGCAGCUCGUCAACCAUGAGUAUCAGCGCUGGCAGGAGGACAAGGAGCAGGCCUGGGCCGCCCAGCCCCAGCGACCGCCACCCUUCUCCGUCUCCCAGCUCUCCCUCAUCGAGAUCCGCUGCGCCACGCCGCGGUGCACCUUCUACGUCUCUGUGGACACGCAACCUCAUUGUCACGAAUGCUUCGAGAAGCGACAGGCCACGACAGGGGGCGGGGCCAGAAUAGAGGGGGUGGUCCAAACCAAGGGCGCUGGCGUGCAGGGAGGACUGGGGAUGAUGGGAGGAGCGGAGACAGAGGUGAGCGCCAGAGGAGCCAGAAGCAGCAGUCCGCCUUGCUCUUCCUCCGGGAGGGGCGUGGUGCUGUCGAGUCCCCGCUCGGCCCCGCCCACCGCCCCCAGCCUCAGCCUGUACAGUGAAACUCACGCCAUGAAGUGCAAAACACCCGGCUGCCUCUUCACCCUCAGCGUGGAGCACGACGGGCUUUGCGAACGCUGCUUCAACGCCAGGCAGAACCACGGGCCCCCCGCGGCCGGAACUGCCGCCACAGGACUCCCGGGGCCUAACGGGGCGCCUGUCGUUUCCCACCCAGCCCAGGGGUCGGGGUGGACCCAGUGGGGGGGCUGCGACGCGGAGACGGAGCGAUGCAGCAUGUGCCGGCAGGAGGUGUUCAGGAUAUUCAACGGCCUGUGUCCGCCCUGCAUGCAGAGGCAGCAGGCACCGGAGAGGGGGGAGCCGCAGCAGGGCAACCACAGGACUGAGGCCUCGGCUUGGAGCCAGGCCAGAGACACUGAGCAGCCGUGCCUCACCCUCACCCCAGCACACACGUCGGCCUGGCAGACUCCUCUGGCCCAGCGCUGUAAAAGAUCCGGCUGCCAGUUCUUUGGGACUCCAGAGAAAUUGGGUUUCUGCACUAUUUGCUAUGUAGACUAUCAGACAAAUCACCGCUUGACUCCUCCUCCUCCUGCCCCGGUCCAGAGCAGGCGCGGUUUGGAGACAGGCUUCCAGAACGCCACACGGUGUCGGGGGUCCGGGUCCGGGUGCGGCGCGGUUGGCAAGGCCAUGCUGGAGGGCUACUGUGACAAGUGCUACGUCAAAGAGCAAAGUGCACGUCUUAAUCAAGUUGCACAUCGGACACCACACUCCCCUCCUCUGGUCAUGCGUGACCGAGCAGCUAAGCCCAGAUCCUCGCAGCAAUCCCAGACCCAGACCCAGUGCCGGCGGAGCGGCUGCAGCAACGUGUCCCCGGGCUGCACGGACCUCUGCCCCGAGUGCCACACGCGAGGCCAGGGCCGGGAGGCGGGAAGGAGGGCGCAGGCGCCCAAGGAGAAGUCCAAGCAGAGGUGUCGGACGCAGGGCUGCGACCACUAUGCCAACCAAGAGAAACAGGGCUACUGCAACGAGUGCGACCACUUCAAACAGAUCUACCGCGGCUGACCGCGGCGCAGCACACCACAGCGACGACGACACAUCGGUAGCACGCCAGAGCCACCGCCCUGCAGUGGGCUCCCCAUGCCAGUCAAUGCACCUCUGAUACUAACUAACCAACUAACUAACUAGCUAGUGACUAACUAGUAACCUUAUGGCCUGAAAAAAAUCAAUCCCCUCCCCCCCAAUGUCGAAUGUGAAGAGAGUGUGUGUACGAGGGAGGGGGGUGGUGGUGAGUGAGUGUGUGUGUGUGUUUUUGUUUUUGGUUUUUUUUUUACUUUGCAGUAGACAUGGCCUCCAGAAUACCUCUUUGUGCAAUUAUUAUCAUCUGAUUCGCCGUGUGCUCUUACACGGCCAGAGGUUUGGCUCCAUGUCCGAGCAACUGACUGAACCCUUGUGUACAGCGUGUAUUUAGAGGUACAUAGAGAACCGUGCCGGACAAAAUGAUUGUAUAUUGGCUUAACGAGAAGCAUCUGACAUUGCUUUAUAGACCACAGCCAAGGAUUUUUACCAUGUCUGUCUGUCUGUCUUAAUCCACCUGUGUAUCCGUCUGCCUGUCUGUCUAGCAUUUUGCUCUGUUGAAGUGAGAGAUGCAGUAGUUGGGAAAUCCCAGCAAACAAGUCUCUGGCAGUAGGAAGCAGAAGUGAGACGAGCUGAGCCGAUGCAACGCUCCUCCUGUCUGGAGGUCAACUUUGUUCAUCUUAGCUUCCCCUCCAAAAAAAAAAAUCUCUCGUUAGGCAUGGGCCGCUAUGAGAAUAGGACAGUAUAACUGAGCUAAAGUGCAGCAGUUUCGCACAAAAUGACACAAACAUUUAGAACAGAUCUACUUUCUGUUAUUUAAGAUGUAUAAGCAGCGAUUAUUCUUAUAGCUGAUGAAAUAUUUUGUUUACUAUGAAAUUUAAAUUGAUGCUAUCUUUAAUAGCGAUGUGACGUUUUCAAAUCUGGAUAAGUAUGAAAAGAGGAAAACUAAGAAUGGAACUAUGUUUGCAUUUCCGGACUUUCAAGCUCCCUGUCUUAUUACCUAUAAGAUCAAAAUUUAUUAACGUGUCUUUGGAAAAAUCGUUUUUAGUACUUACUUAUGAACUUAAGAUCUUUAUUUUUGUUUCGCCAUGUCCCUUUUGAAUUUGGGACGAAUGGAAUUAAUGCUGUUGCAUUUAUAACUCUUGAUAUCCAGAAACCAGCCCAAGCCUUUCUCACUAAAGAUCAAUCGCCUACAAUUCUUAAAACGAUAAUGAACGGCCAUUGCUCCGCGAGAGGAAAAGCAAAUACUCGUUUUCAAGCAAGUCCUCACAAACUACCGUCACUUGUGUAGGUUAAAUAGCGUCAAACGGAAAGUAAAAGCGAACCAUGUGUCCAAACGGUGCGAGACAGACAGGGCAGGUCCCUGCUAGUUUUGGUGCUACAUGUACAGAAACACGAGCCUUUCCCAUUGUAGCCGACAUCCUGUUGUCAUCGAUCAGAAGGCAGGGAACACAGCGAAGACAGAACUUCUUACUAUUUCUCCUUUCCUUCCUCUAGUUUUCCUCCUCCUUCAACACAGAUCUGUUGCCUUGGACAUUGUUUCCAUGUUUACUUACAAUUUAAGCACCUAGAAACAUUCACACACACGCACGCGUAUACACAUCAUGCACACGGACGUCAUAUUGCCGGUCCUGUCAGUAGGGGAUUGUUUCCAAUAAAAGAUAGAAAGUGUGAGCGUACAAAUACGCCUCGGUCUGGAUAAUUAAUCGUCUCAAACCACCGCAAACACACCUUUGCACAUGCACACACAGCUCCUGUGAGAUUGUACACCCGAGCCUGAGGUGACGUGUAGGUAAACGAAUCCCUGAAGAGUUGCAUUGCUCGCUCCGCUCCCGCUGGACGAGUCGGGACGACGGCGGUUCCCGAACUUCCAAGAGCAAUCCCGUCGCCUGCUGCGGCGAGUUUCCUUAAUCUGAAUGUGUUUUUUCCGUGCCGUUUUUCCACGACGGCGCGUUUAUCGGGGCUGAUCCUUGAUAAGUUUUGCCUUUAAGUAGUUCUGAUAUUUUAUGGACCAUAAUGGGGGUGGGUGGGACGUCGGCUCUCCCACUUUCUUAAAAUGCUUUUGUGAGCAUGGAACCUAGUCCGUAUUGUAGGACCUUCCAACCCGAUGCCUCAUUUUACAACACAAACAGAAAAAUGCACAGGUCUGUGCAUCUGGAUGAUACACUCAAGCAAAACUGACAUUUCUGUUUCCUUUUGUUGGUUUUGGAAGCUUUUAAUGGAUUUUGAUAUAUCUGUUUGUUUGUUUGUUUUUCUCUUUCUUUCUCUUUUUUGCCAAAAGACAAAAAGGUUUAAAAAGAAAAGAAAAAAAAAAUCAAAAAACAUGUGCCAUCAAAACAGUUGUUGUUACCUCCUUAAAACGGCCAGCCUGGGUUAUUCUAGACUAACUUUUGUGCCACAUAUAGACAUCUUCAAUUCCGUGUAACCUCACACGAACGUCCCCAAAUCGCACCAUGAAUUUCUCAUCUGGUUCGAAUAGUGAGAAGUGCAGAUAACCUGAAGCGCAACACGUUUUUAUCAAAACUCCGAUGUGACAUCAGCCGCUGCAGUCAUUCCCCUCGGCCCCUGCCGCCAAACGCCCACUCCUCUGUAGAUGUCCAUCUGUGGCUUUAGUGUAGAAAUGACAACCAGGCUCUCGGUCUGCCUUUUUCAUUCAACUGUAACUGAAGCUGUCGGGCCAGCCCACACAUGCUGACGGCCUGUGCGUAGAUCUCUGUGUGCUUUAAUCACCUCUAGACGAACCUUAAUCAAUUGAAGACCAACUAGUGGUCAGCUCAUCAGGACCCACCCUAACAUGCUUUUGGAGGUGGGUUCUGACGGUUAUCUUUCUUUCCUGGUUUUUUUUGUUUUGUUGUUGUUGUUUUUUUAAGUUGCCUGGGAGGAGAUCAUAUAAAUUGCACAUAAUUUGUCUAAGCUGCUGAGGCAUUUAGGACUUGUCUAGGGACAUUCCACCGGUAGAGGAAGCAUCGGCUUAAGAGCAGAAGGUGUAACAAAACAUGCAAAUGGUUUGGAAGUUUCUUUCGACAAUAGGGUAUUGUAUGAAAAAAAAGCCUGGUUUUAUUUGUUAAGUAUUUAUUCAUAUCAAAAUAUCUGUAUUGUGUGAUCCAAUAAUUAUUUAUAUGUUGUGAAAAUAUGAAUUAUUUUUACUAAGAA